GCAGCGGUCGGGAGCGCGCAGCAGAAUGUGUGGCUCGGCGGGUCGCUGACGGGGUUGCUGGUGAAAUUCUCGGUUAAACACCUGGAGACAGACAUGGCGGGCUGGUAGCGGCUCCUCUGGCACGGACCGUGACGUGGGCCUGCGCAGGCUCCGUCUGACACGAGACACAAACGCCGCCGAACCGACUUUGAUGAUGCGGUUCAUGCUGCUUUUCAGCCGGCAGGGGAAGCUUCGGCUUCAGAAGUGGUACACAGCCACGUCCGAACGUGACAAGAAGAAGAUGGUCAGGGAGCUCAUGCAGAUAGUUCUCGCCCGCAAACCAAAGAUGUGCAGCUUUCUCGAAUGGAGGGACCUCAAGAUAGUCUACAAAAGGUACGCCAGCCUCUACUUCUGCUGCGCAAUCGAAGAGCAGGACAACGAGCUGAUCACUCUGGAAGUCAUCCACCGCUUCGUGGAGCUCCUAGAUAAAUACUUCGGCAGCGUGUGUGAGCUGGACAUCAUCUUUAAUUUUGAAAAGGCCUACUUCAUCCUCGACGAGUUCCUGAUGGGAGGAGAGAUCCAGGACACGUCCAAGAAAAGCGUCCUGAAGGCGAUCGAGCAGGCCGACCUGCUGCAGGAGGAGGACGAGUCCCCCAGGAGUGUGUUGGAGGAAAUGGGCCUGGCGUAGGAGGCUCCGGAGACGAGGGAGGACCGUCAGGACCGGAGCUCAGACCCAAUACAUGGACCCGAGUCUGAUAAGACGUCUGUUCUGGAGAGGACAACUUAGAAAGGCCUUUAGUGUGUGUGUGUGUGUGUGUGUGUGUGUGUGCGCGCGGGGUCAUGGUAAUGGGCUGUAUUUAUGUGUGUGUGUGUGUGUGUGUGAGUGAGUGUGUGUGUGUGUGUGUGUGUGUGUGUGUUCAGAUUACAACGGGGGGCGUGAAGUCCGCUCUGCUGGGGCAGGUGUGCUGCCUGAAACGGGAGGCCGAGUCUUGACCAUCAGAGUUCUGCAGGUUGAUGUUGGAGCGGUGAAGAACCCUCGUCUUCUGCUCGUUGCCCAUGUCACAACCUCGGUCACCAGAGUUAGUGUAGGGAUGAGAACCAACCGUCACGUCGCUCUGCUUCAUCCAGACGAGCGGGAACCUCCUGUCCCGGACUUCCUCUCUGUGACCGGACCGACUGAUAAAGCCGGGGUUCAUCCGUCAGCGCUGCAUGUUCCCGUGUGUCCGUUUCACGAGAGCAGGACCGGAGCUCUUUCUGAGCCCCCAUCCGUCAUCAAAGCCCUGGACGACGUCUGAACAGGACCCGGGUUUCCUGCACAAGCUGUACGUUGAUCUAGGUCACAUGGCGUCAGCGAUUGUCCGGGUCCUGGGAGGGGGAGGACGGUCCGUGUACUUCGCGGCAAGUUUUUUGUUUUGAAAAUGACAAAAUAAAAAUAGAGAUAUAAUCCGUUUCCCAUCUUUGUUUUGAUAAUAAAAAACGGAAAACGGAUCACAUCACUGCAGUUUGGAGUGAAGACAGAUUACAGAUUAAACUCAUGUUUCACUCCCAGGUUUCAUAUUUGAUUUAUUUUCUGUUUCAACAUUAAAAAAAUCUAAAACUGUUCAUUUUCAAUUUGAUCAACAAAAGAACCAGAAACAACAUUUAUUACUGCGCAUGUGCAAUCUCCCCAUUUGUCCAAUCCUUCUUUUCAGUAUCCUUGGAAACGAAUAGGAAAUAGAGAAAAGAGUUUUCCACUCGCUGUUUUAAUUCCCAAUAUCGAUUUUCAAACAUAUCAAUGAAAUCGGAUAACGAUUCGUUUUCCGUUUUUUAUUAUCAAAACAAAAGAUGGGGAACGGAUUAUUUUGGAUUUUUUCUCUAUUUUUAUUUUGUAAUUUCAAAACAAAAAACGGAUGGCCGCGAAGUAUACGGACCGAGGACCAACACGGAGCAUUCAGUCUGGCUCAGCCGCCAGACUAAGGUCACGGAGGAGCUUCUGAUUUCUGUAGGGUUGCAGGACGGCGGGUCUGUUCUGGGGGGGGUUCUGGCCGCGGUGACGGCUGGAGGGUGGAGACCAGACGUAGCCGUGGGUCUGCCGGGUCCUCUCCUACUCAGACCCCUCCACUGACGGGGCUCCGCGUGAACCCCCCCCUGAAUGGGAGUUUAGUUUAGUUUAUUUAAGGAUCCCCUUUAGAAGCACAAAUGUGCCUCUAGUCUUCCUGGGGUCCUGAACAUAAAAAUACAGUACAGUGCAGUCAUACAGUAAAAAAGAAACGACAACAAAGAAACAUUUAAAAAACAAUCAGACAGGCUGCACAGACCUAAAAUGAUAAAAACAUACAUUUGAGAAUAAUACUGGUAAACAGUGAAGUAAAUACAGACAAAUUAAAAAGAAUUAAGAAAGAACAGAGACAAUCAGACAGGCUGAUUGUAGAACAGACUAUACCAGACACAGAACAUACUCAACGGACAAAUAGCAUAAUCCACAGAGUACAAACAAAUAAACUAAUAUAAACAGACCGACAUAGCCACAUGCCACAUGUUCUUCUCUUAGUUGAGUGUGGGCGCCCUGCAGAGGAACCUGCUCGGUCCGCGGCCUCGUUCCUCCGGUGGCUCCUCCCGGCUGGUCAGGGGUAGCAGGGGCGGAGGGCGGCCCGUUUGUGGGCCCGCCCACUCUAGUUUAGCCUAGAAGUGCUGAGUGAGGAGACCCGGAUACCCCCCUGGUGAUGUCACAUGCGUGUCUUGGUCCUGAACCCCCCACCUGGGGCGGUGCAUGAGACUCCCCACAGGACCCGGGGUCUCCCUCCGACCUGGAGGACCCGGGGUCUCCCUCCCUCCAGAGAGGACCCGGGGUCUCUCUCCUUCAGACAGGACCCGGGGUCUCCCUGACGUGUCCCUGGUUUGACCUGCAGCAGCUGAACCGUCCCGUCAGACGUCCUGCUCUCAAACGACAACCACCUGAAUGUACUUUGGUGACUGGAGUGUUGUCAUGGAGACACUACCACGCUGAAGUUGACGCGGGAGACUGUCUCUUCUUUCCACCGACACCACUAGAUUGUCCUUUGAUGGCGUUUUCGUGGCGUUGCCAUGGGAACCUGCAGCUGCGGUGUGAACCUUGGACAGGACAAAAACCACCUUCUUCACACAGGCAGGUGUCUGAUUCCCAGGAACACCUGGUCCCAGAGACGCUCGCAUCAGAGACGUCUCGGCAUCACGCUCGCACCGGCCCCAGAGACGUCUCGCGCUCGCAUCGGUCCAAAGAGACGUCUUGGCAUCAGAGACGUCUCACGCUCGCACCGGCCCCAGAAACGUCUCGGCAUCAGAAACGUCUCUGCGCCAGAGACGUCUCGCGCUUGCGUCGGUCCCAGAAACGUCUCGCGCUCGCGUCGGCCCCAGAAACGUCUCGCGCUCGCAUUGGUCCCAGAAACGUCUCGGCCUCAGAGACGUCUCCCGCCCGCGUCCCCGCCGGCAGCUUCACCAGCUCCUGUUACAAAGAGACCCAGACUCACCAACCCGUUCCUGAUCAAGUCCCUGUGUGUCUUCAGGACUGAAUGUAUAUCUUUUCUAAUCUGACCAGAGUGACGUUCUUGUGUGCAGAAGCGGUGACAAUAAAGCAGUUUUGAUUCUGACUGUC
This is a messenger RNA of Cololabis saira (Pacific saury), 3589 nucleotides long. It is a transcript of the gene ap1s1, whose product is annotated as adaptor related protein complex 1 subunit sigma 1. NCBI's taxonomy places the organism in Eukaryota, Metazoa, Chordata, Actinopteri, Beloniformes, Belonidae. Gene Ontology annotation, molecular function: clathrin-cargo adaptor activity. Gene Ontology annotation, biological process: intracellular protein transport; vesicle-mediated transport. Gene Ontology annotation, cellular component: intracellular membrane-bounded organelle; membrane coat; AP-1 adaptor complex. The coding region runs from base 191 to 667 and encodes 158 amino acids. The transcript has 5 exons. The record is from RefSeq and is a predicted model, not a curated record.